CCAGGCACUUGGCGUGUCAGUCGCUAGCUAACUGACCCGCGUCUCGCCAGCUCGCCCUGCCUGACGGCGCAAAAAGGGACUGACUGCGUUAUGGGCUGUUCGCGGGUCGAGAUACGAACACCAUGUUCGUUUGAGAGCAACUCGUACGGGCUUGCUGGUUGUUUCGGACGCGAGCGGCUCGAUGAGAAGAUCACUCUGGACGGCGUGUGGUCGAACAACGGAGCACACGUGAUGUAUGGCGUUCCACGACUAUCGCUUGUCGGGUCGAAUCAGUCAAGCUACGCCCCGGAACAUCUCCGAGGGGCGGCGCAACGCGCUGACCUAGCCUUCGCGCGACACCGAUCCAUUGUCCGUCCGAAUCAAAAGAGGCCCGUCCGGGAUGACCAGCCACACCGGCGGCGCUUAGGGACUCGCCGAACACAGGUUGCGAAGACCCAGGCAGCACGCCGAGACGUCUCCCAAACCAAAGGUGAACCGGCGGGACAUCCUCGACCAGCAGCAUGGCCAGGUAACCAAUCCGCUGUCCGGCAACUUUCGACUCAACCAGCCAUCGGCAUCCCGGACAAGAUCUGCCCAGGCAAGGAGUUCGCCUCCAGAAGCGUGUGGCUCGCAGCCGCCAACAUCCUCGCCGUGUUCGACAUCCGCAAGGCGCGCGAAGAGGCGGGGAGGGAGGUCACGUACCCCGACCUCGACCGCCGACACCACUCACUCAGCGACCUCGACCACACGCGCACGCUCCUCGAUCCUGUCGAAGAUACUCUCCUCUUCCCGCAUCUGAUACACGGUCUCCUUGACGCCGCCGCCGAGAGUAGUGACGGGGAGGGGCACGUCGAGGGGCGUGCGUGGCACGCCGUCGGACGACGCGCUCGACGCGAGGGUGUUGUUCCGCGUCACGCGGCUCCUCGGGUACCCAGCGGCGUCGGCGAAGCAACCACAGGCGCGGCGCGGUCAUCGGUCAAAGGGUCUCCGCCACGUCGCCCGAGCUGGGGUGGCGGAUGAGGCCGUCGAGCACGGGCUCGUGGACGUCGACGGGGGCGUACUCGCGGUAGACGACGUCGGGGUGGACGAGGGAUGCGUUGUGUUCGAUGUAGUUGUGGCGGCUGAUGUCGCGGAGGCAGAU
Fomitopsis serialis is the source of this 1120-nucleotide messenger RNA. RefSeq lists its product as uncharacterized. The transcript is spliced from 5 exons. The coding region runs from base 91 to 999 and encodes 302 amino acids. NCBI's taxonomy places the organism in Eukaryota, Fungi, Basidiomycota, Agaricomycetes, Polyporales, Fomitopsidaceae. The record is from RefSeq and is a predicted model, not a curated record.